This is a messenger RNA of Ambispora leptoticha, 139 nucleotides long. The record is from the annotation of a GenBank genome assembly. Lineage: Eukaryota; Fungi; Glomeromycota; Glomeromycetes; Archaeosporales; Ambisporaceae.
AUGUGCAUGCGGCUUUUCGUUUCGUUCGAUACAAAAACUAAAAGACUUGUUUGUUUACCCUCGCUCCCACCUGGAUUUGAACCAGGAACCUUUCGGUUAACAGCCGAACGCGCUAACCGAUUGCGCCAUGGAAGCUUUG